Messenger RNA from Spea bombifrons (plains spadefoot toad), 2637 nucleotides. It is a transcript of the gene TMEM168, whose product is annotated as transmembrane protein 168. The transcript is spliced from 5 exons. Bases 459 to 2561 code for a protein of 700 amino acids. The record is from RefSeq and is a predicted model, not a curated record. Lineage: Eukaryota; Metazoa; Chordata; Amphibia; Anura; Pelobatidae.
ACAUCGCGUCUCGAUACCGCCGCUCCCCAGCCCCCGGUCACCGUCACUUGACAGAAUGAGCGUGUGGGCGGACUCACGCUGAAUGCAGGAAGUCGUGGCAGUCUGCCUGCUCCUGCGUUAAGAUGAAAGCCCCCGGUACUUUCGGAAACUGGCUUUACUGACUUCUUUUAAGUCAGCGUUGAAGAAAGUUUCUGUCUUUAAUGGCAUGUUUCCAGGAUUCUGACACUUCGGAAGCCGUACAUUUGUUCUUCGCACUGUGCAGGGCGGAUGUACGAUGUGCCGUGGAAGUGACCCUGAAGAGAGGAGCGCUUUGACACGGUGGUCUAUCAGUCAAACUGCACAAAUAAAAACUUGAAUGUAACUCCAGUUCGGCCCAGAAAGAAAAAAAAAAACAAAAACAAACAAACAAACCAGUUAUUCCUUUGAAGUUUGGGAAUCCCCACUUUUCACCGGUUUACAUGUGUAGGUCACUUCGUUACUGCGUUAGUCACUGUUUGCACGCAGCGAUGACAAAACUAGAAGAGGCAAAUAAAGAAGUCAACAUGCAUUCAUCAGUCAGAUACCUGGGCUAUUUCGCAAGGAUAAGUUUGCUAGUCGCUAUAUGCAUGGGCCUUUAUGUUAGAUGGGAGCAGACCGCGGAUACCCUGAUAUUAGUAAUAUUCAUAUUAGGCCUCUUCAUCCUUGGAAUUGCAAGCAUCUUGUACUAUUAUUUUUCAAUGGAAGCCGCCAGCGUAAGCCUUUCCAAUCUCUGGUUCGGAUUCCUACUUGGUCUCCUUUGCUUUAUUGAUGAUUCCAAGUUCCGGCAUGAUGUAAAGGAAGAAGCCACCAAAUACUUGCUCGUUUCCUCCAUAGGUAUAAGAACUUUGUGUGCUCUGGUGGAGCGAAUUUGUGGCUGUGUUAGACAUCGUCCCACUUUUCUGACCUCUGCUGAGUUUCUGGAGCUCGUUGGCUUUGCGAUCGCCAGCACUAUCAUGCUGUUAGAAAAAUCCAUAAGCAUCAUCUUGCUAGUAGCUGCGUUUGCCUUGUUAAUUAUUGAUUUGCGGAUGAAGACCUUCCUCGCUAUUCCGAACUUGGUGACUUUUGCAGUCCUGGCACCUGUGCUGUUUUUCCCGUCGUUGCAGAUUCCUGUGAACCCGUAUGCCUUGUCUUGUUUCUUUUGUUGCAUUGUAAGCGAGCCGCUCCUUGAUGUCUACUUCAGUGGGCUCUCUGUUACAGAACGAUGGAAGCCAUAUCUGUACCGGAGAAAUAUUUGCAGGAGGCUUUCAGUUGUCUUAAUUGGGAUCAUCGAGUUUAUCUUUUUUGUGCUUGCUGCCUUAAAAUUAAGUGACCUACAGCUCUGGUAUUUUGUUAUUCCUGGCUUUUCCAUUUUUGGCAUUUUUUGGUUGAUCUGUCAUAUCAUAUUUGUAAUUACCCUGUGGGGCUUCCAUACAAAACUAAAUGAUUGUCACAAAGUAUACUACACCCACAGACCAGAUCACAACAGCCUGGACAGAGUUAUGGCUUCAAAAGGAAUGCGUCAUUUUUGCCUAAUUUCUGAGCGUUUGGUCUUCUUCAGUCUGCUUGCGACAGCAGUUCUUGGUGCUGUAUCUUGGCAGCCAUCUAAUGGGAUCUUCAUGAGCGUGUUCCUGAUUGUAUUACCCUUGGAGUCCAUGGCGCAUGGUCUUUUCCAUGAAUUGGGUAGUUGUCUGGGAGGGACCUGUGUUGGAUAUGCAGUUGUGAUACCCACAAACUUCUGCAGUCCCAAUGGACAGCCUUUGCUUCUUCCACCAGAACAUGUACAGGAACUGAACAUGCGGUCAACGGGGAUGUUAAAUGGUAUCCAGCGAUUCUUUGCCUCUCACAUGAUUGAAACCUAUGGGUGUGACUACUCUACAAGUGGACUUAAUUUUGACACUCUGCAUUCAAAAAUUAAAUCUUUCCUGGAGCUAAGAACGUCUGACGGUCCCAGACACGAUACGUACAUCAUAUAUUACAGUGGACAUUCCCAUGGCACUGGGGAGUGGGCAUUAGCAGGUGGUGAGACGUUGCGUUUUGAAACUCUGUUGGAAUGGUGGCGAGAGAAAAAUAGUGCCUUUUGCUCAAGACUUAUAAUCGUACUUGACACGGAGAGUUCCCAGCCAUGGGUUAAGGAAGUCAGAAAAGUUAACGAUCAGUACAUUGCUGUCCAAGGGGCUGAACUGGCGAGGGUAGUAGAUAUCGAAGAAGCAGAUCCUCCACAGCUGGGUGAUUUCACCAAGGAAUGGGUGGAGUACAACUGCAACCCUGACAAUAACAUCAGCUGGUCUGAGAAAGGACGUACCGUGAAGGCAAUAUAUGGUGUGUCGAAACGCUGGAGUGACUAUACACUGCAUUUACCAACUGGGAACGAUGUCACCAAACAUUGGAUAAUCUAUUUCCCUCGCAUUACUUACCCACUUGUUCAUUUAGCCAAUUGGUGCGGUGCUCUUAACAUGUUCUGGCUCUGCAAAGUUUGCUACAAUUGCCUCAAAAGGUUAAAAAUGAAUUGGUUUCUCCCAGCGGUGCUUGAUACUGGCCAAGGCUUUAAACUAGUAAAAUCCUAAUUUGCACCAAAAUUAAGAUGGGGGGCCAUUGAACUCUGACAGCAGUCUCCCAAAAUAUAUACACUUCAGCUUGAAA